Messenger RNA from Salmo salar (Atlantic salmon), 810 nucleotides. RefSeq lists its product as uncharacterized. The record is from RefSeq and is a predicted model, not a curated record. Gene Ontology annotation, cellular component: nucleus. NCBI's taxonomy places the organism in Eukaryota, Metazoa, Chordata, Actinopteri, Salmoniformes, Salmonidae. Gene Ontology annotation, molecular function: DNA-binding transcription factor activity, RNA polymerase II-specific. Gene Ontology annotation, biological process: regulation of transcription by RNA polymerase II.
UAUUCUGAGUACACGCUCAUAGACACAAAUAGCUGGAAUAAGUAAAUGAAGUCUGAGAGAAUAGUCAGAUUAACUGAUGACUGAAAUAUUAGUGCAGAUGGCGUUAUUUUGCUAAGUGCAGAGAUGUAUUAUAGGUAUGAAUGUGUAGGGUUCUAUCAGAAGGGGAACCUAAGGAAACAUACACUAACUCACACAGGAGAGAAACCAUUUAGCUGUGAUGACUGUGGGAAAAGAUUCAAUCUCAAGGAACACUUAACCAUACACAUGGUGACUCAUACAGGAGAGAAACCAUUUAGCUGUGAUGACUGUGGGAAAAGCUUCAGUCACAAGGGGUCCCUAAAUAAGCAUACACUAACUCACACAGGAGAGAAACCAUUUAGCUGUGGUGACUGUGGGAAAAGCUUCAGUCACAAGGGGUCCCUAAAUAAGCAUACACUGACUCACACAGGAGAGAAACCAUUUAGCUGUGAUGACUGUGGGAAAAGCUUCAGUCACAAGGGGUCCCUAAAGAAGCAUACACUGACUCACACAGGAGAGAAACCGUUUAGCUGUGGUGACUGUGGGAAAAGCUUCAGUCACAAGGGGUCCCUAAAGAAGCAUACACUAACUCACACAGGAGAGAAACCAUUUAGCUGUGGUGACUGUUGGAAAAGCUUCUAUCAGAAGGGGAACCUAAAGAAGCAUACACUAACUCACACAGGAGAGAAACCUUUUAGCUGUGAUGACUGUGGGAAAAGAUUCAAUCAGAAGUCUAGUUUACUGACGCAUGUGAAAAAAAUCCACAAAGGAGGAAAACAGGAUGAAAACUGA